AAUGAGGUGCGCAGCGGGCAAAAUUGUGGAUUGGCUGUAGUGGUUCAAUAUGAACGCUUGACGCUAAUUCUAGCGGGUAAUACUUCGUCCAGUGAAUGAAUAUUCAAAUAUGAACAGUCACCACUGCAAUAAUCCGGGAACUUCAAAAUCAGCGGGAAGAUCAAGAGGACCAGGUCGCACAUCUCUUGGAUAUCCUUUCAGGUUCCCAAUGAAUGCAACAAUUGCAUCAUCUGCAAUAAUUAAUAACGGGUUUGCUGGAGGCUACAACAAUGUCUUUCCAAUGGAGCAUUCCAAUGGUACAUCAGCUGCUUCUAACGCAUUGAAUAACCAGUAUCUUCUUCACGGACAUCCAAUGGUUUCACCCGCAGUACGUGGCAUUACAGACCAUUUCUCUGGUACACCAAUUGGCGGUUCUAAUGUAUAUACUGCUGAAUUAACUGCAGAAUAUGCAACCACUUUUGCUCCUGACGAUGACUGCUCUGGCAAUUCUGACCUUUGUCCAACACCAUCUGACUUUACCUCAGUCAUGAGGCACUAUGAAGAAUUGAAUGCAAAAACAGGAAGUUCUCGAAAAUUGCCAUUAAACAGUACACAGCACCAGCCUUCUAACAUUGAACCUAAAUUCAAGAAUGUUUAUCAGCAAACAGAACAUGUUCUGCAAAGAAAUGUAUCACAACAGACUUUUCCAUACCAUUGUAAUGAAGAUAACUGCCCUGAACCAGAUGAACAAUUCUGUCACCUUGAUGUCAAACGAAGAAAGACAAGUGUUGAAAGCAUGAAGCUUACCACUCGAAAGAUCAACCUGAAAGGUGUUGCAGGAUUAAGUGAUGUCAAGAUUGUUAUUCAAGAAACUUUCUUACUUCCUUUAACUCACCCACAUUUAUAUAAAUUAUUUCCAGGAACAGUAAAGAGAUGUUGUCGAUGUCUUUUGUAUGGACCACCUGGUACAGGCAAAACUUUAUUAGCACAAGCUAUUGCUUCUGAACUCGAAGCAGGCUUGUAUUAUGUGUCUUGUGCUGGAAUAUUAUCAUGCUAUGUCGGGGAAAGUGAAAAAAAUGUUAGAGAACUAUUUGAACAUGCUUUGGGACAAACAAAUCCAUCUAUCAUAUUCUUUGAUGAAAUAGACAGUGUGUGUCGGAAGCGAACUGAUAAAGAAUCUGAGCAUAGCCGAAGACUCAAAACUGAACUUCUCAAAUAUUUUGAAAAUCCAGCCUUGGAAGAAAGCCAUGUUUAUGUUUUAAGUGCAACCAACUGCCCAUGGGACUUGGAUCCAGCAUUUUUACGACGUUUCCAGAGACAUAUUUAUGUUCCUUUACCAGAUAGAGAAGCAAGGCAGCAGAUAAUUGCUCAACGAUUAAAUGGAUUGGGAGUAUUAUUAAGUGAAGAAGACUGGUACCAAAUUCUCAACCAUACUGAAGGUUUCUCUGGAUCUGAUCUUACCAACUUUGUCAGUAUUGCAGUGGCUCAACCAAUCAGAGAAAUUUUGCGAGCAACAUAUUGGAGAUGUCCUGAUGGGGAACAUAUAAUGCCCUGCGAUCCAAGUGCACCUGAUGCUUUCCAUGCUACUCUCAAUGAUGUUCCACCAGAAAAGGUGAAAGCUCGUAGUGUGGUUUUGAAUGAUUUUCUGUAUGCUAUUCAAGAAACUCCCAAGACUGUUACUGAUGAACACAUCCAACAAUUUGAAAAUUUCAAGAAAUUGUUUACUCGAUAGAUAAUUAAUUGUGUUGUUUGUUCUAUACAUUUGAUUUAAAGAAUGUUCUGUUUGCAUUUACACAUAAUUCAAUGUUGUUACUUAUUAAUAGUUUUUUUUUGUUUUACUGCAAUUUAUCUAAUUUUUGGCAUUUCACUGUAAUUUUGUUAUUUGUCAAUGAAUUUGUUGAGUUGCUUACCACAACACGCAA
Gryllus bimaculatus (two-spotted cricket) is the source of this 1901-nucleotide messenger RNA. NCBI's taxonomy places the organism in Eukaryota, Metazoa, Arthropoda, Insecta, Orthoptera, Gryllidae. The record is from the annotation of a GenBank genome assembly.